AUGUCCGACAGAAUUAGCAACGAACACGUCGACGUUAGCAAAUCACUUGCCCAGAAGAUCACUCUGCCUAAUGGCGUGGUGAUUCCAAACCGUUUCAUAAAGUCUCCAAUGACAGAAAGACUGUCUACGUACAACCAGAAUCCAGAUCCUAAACUCAGGGGUAUUCCAACCCAAGCCCUCAUCGACCUCUACAAGGAGUGGGGUCAGGGCGAAAUCGGGUUGAUCAUCGCAGGCAACACACCAGUAGCCGGUGAUCACCUUGAGGCACCAGCAAACCCUGUCCUUGGUAUUGGCUAUGACGAGCCAGCGCGUCUUCGAAAGUUCAGAGAACUUGUCGCUGCUUCCAGUGCCGGUGGAUCAGUGACUAUCUGCCAAAUCACCCACUCAGGCAGACAAUGUUAUGAGCAGGUAAACCCUCAUCCUAUUGCGCCUUCAGCUGUUCGUGUCGAAGGUGUCAACAUGCCAGGUGUAACUUUUGGCCAACCUAGAGCAGCUACUAUUGAGGAUAUCAAGAACAUCGUCAAGCAAUUCGCUUACACCGCCAAGCUCUGCAAGGAUGUAGGAUACCACGGCGUUCAGCUCCACGGUGCUCACGGCUACUUGUUGUCUGCUUUCCUCGGCAAGCACACGAACCGUCGUACAGACGACUAUGGUGGAUCUUUGGAGAACCGCGCACGUAUCAUAUUCGAGAUUAUCGACGCGAUCAGAGAGCAAGUCAAGGAUCCUUCAUUCAUCCUUUCUAUCAAGCUCAACUCGCAAGACUUCAACUCAGACAGUGGUCUGACACCUGAAGAGUCACAGAAGGUCUGUCAAUGGCUAGAUGAGAAGGGCAUCGAUCUCAUCGAGUUGUCGGGUGGUUCAUAUGAACGUUCGGCUUUCUCUAACUCAGCACCAAACCCUCGCGAGGCUUACUUCAUCGAGUACUCCGAGAACGUUCGCAAGGUUAUCAAGAAUGCAGUGGUAGGUGUCACUGGUGGUUUCCGCACUGCAAAGGCUAUGUCUCAAGCUGUUGAAUCUGGCGCUACUCAGAUGGUUGGUUUGGCUAGACCACUCUGUGGAGAGCCACACCUCUGCAAGGAUAUCCUUUCAGGCAAGGUUUCAAGUGCAAAGAAGACGCUCGUCAACCCUCUCUUCUCACUUCCCCUUGCAGGCACUCAGCUCACUGCGGUUGGUUACAACGACAAGCCAUGGGACGCAUCAAAUGAAGAAAGCGCUAAAGCUUUUGAGGCCAUUUUCGCCGACUACGCUAAGGACUUUGGCGUUGACGAGAAAGGCAACCCUAUCAGACCUGACAAGGCUGGUGUUGCAGGUUUCAUGAAACUUGCCUUGGACAAGCAUGGUAAACACUAUGGUGUAUCCCAACAAGAGCUUAUCGCAUCAGCUUAA
Messenger RNA from Wallemia ichthyophaga EXF-994, 1386 nucleotides. RefSeq names its product NADH oxidase. Gene Ontology annotation, molecular function: FMN binding; oxidoreductase activity. The record is from RefSeq and is a predicted model, not a curated record. The transcript has 2 exons. Lineage: Eukaryota; Fungi; Basidiomycota; Wallemiomycetes; Wallemiales; Wallemiaceae. Bases 1 to 1386 code for a protein of 461 amino acids.